Molecule: messenger RNA, 1225 nt
Organism: Dioscorea cayenensis subsp. rotundata (Guinea yam)
Lineage: Eukaryota; Viridiplantae; Streptophyta; Magnoliopsida; Dioscoreales; Dioscoreaceae
Product: DNA-directed RNA polymerases II, IV and V subunit 3-like
Exons: 3
Coding region: 95-1051 (318 amino acids)
Biological process (GO): DNA-templated transcription
Cellular component (GO): RNA polymerase II, core complex
Molecular function (GO): protein dimerization activity; DNA binding; DNA-directed RNA polymerase activity
Source: RefSeq, a predicted model, not a curated record
ACCUUCUUGAGCUUUUCUUCUUCUUCUCCACCAAAACCCAAAGCUUGAUAAACCCUAACCCUAACCCUAGAAAGAGGGAAGCGAAGAAGUAGGAAUGGAGGGGAUCUCAUACCAGCGAUUUCCGAAGAUUAGAGUCAGAGAGAUGAAGGACGACUACCUCAAGUUCGAUCUCACCGACACCGAUGCGAGCAUGGCCAACGCUCUCCGCCGCGUCAUGAUCGCCGAGGUGCCCACCAUCGCCAUCGAUCUUGUCGAGAUUGAGGUCAAUUCCUCCGUCCUCAACGACGAGUUCAUCGCUCACCGCCUCGGCCUCAUCCCCCUCACCAGUGACUUUGCCAUGGGCAUGCGCUUCUCUCGGGAUUGUGACUCUUGUGAUGGCGAUGGCCAGUGCGAGUACUGCUCCGUCGAGUUUCAUCUCAAUGUUCGCUGUGACUCUGAUCAGACUCUCGAUGUCACCAGCGCUGAUCUUCGUAGCACCGACCCCCAUGUCGUUCCUGUCGAUGUUGCCGCUCGCGCUCUGUCUACCGACCCUGCCUCUUUCGAUUCGGACCAGAGGGGUAUCAUUAUUGUCAAACUGCGUCGUGGUCAAGAAUUGAGACUUCGAGCAAUAGCCAGGAAGGGAAUUGGCAAGGACCAUGCCAAAUGGUCACCUGCUGCAACUGUCACCUUCAUGUAUGAGCCGGAGAUUCAUAUCAACGAAGAUCUAAUGGAAACACUUACACUUGAAGAGAAAAGAAACUGGGUUGAAAGCAGCCCCACAAAAGUUUUUGACAUUGAUCCUAACACUCAGCAGGUUAUGGUGGUAGACCCAGAGGCAUACACCUACGACGAAGAAGUGAUCAAGAAAGCCGAAGCCAUGGGGAAACCAGGACUGGUCGAGAUAUAUGCCAAAGAAGACGGCUUUAUAUUCACCGUUGAAUCAACGGGCGCCAUCAAGGCUUCUCAGUUAGUAAUCAAUGCUAUAGAGGUUCUCCGACAGAAGCUUGACGCCGUUCGCAUGCAAGAUGCUGAAGCUGAUUUCAAAGAAUUCAGCGAACAUUUGGGUGUUUAACUUGCCAACUUUGCCAAAUUUCAAAGUAUUCUAUGAACAUUUUGGUGUUUAUAACUUUCCAAAUCUUUCAACUUGUGAAAUUGGUUCUUACCUCAUGUAACACUGUUUCUUGUUGAAACUCUGUCUAUACAGUGCAAUGAUGGUUAAGUUUCUUUACUUUUAGCAUGUCAUUAA